AUUGUGACGUCAGUUCUGGCGCCCUGUUGGUCUUACCCGUGUUGUGCUUGUCACGGAGUUUUCCAAAUGUUCCUUUUAUUCUCACUUCUUUCCAGUUACUCUUAAUGAAACUACAACGAUAAGCCGAACUAUGUGGAUUCUUACACCCCUGCAGCCUGAAGGUGAGACCUACUACCUUCUCCCUGGGAAAGAGUACGUAGUGGGACGCAAAAAUUGUCCCAUCCUUCUUCCCAAUGAUCAGUCCAUCAGCAGAGCGCAUGCUCACCUGACUGCUACAGACCAGACCCUGAGUCUGAGAGACGCCUCCAAAUACGGCACGUUUGUCAACAACCAGCGUCUCACGGCUCCAGUUAACCUGACGUCGGGGGACAGCGUCACUUUCGGGGUUUUUCACAGCAAAUUCACUGUGUCGCGUCACCGCCUGCUGGUGUGUUCGUCGUGUUUGGAAAGUGCCGGGAAGACGACGCUCUCUCAGGCUCUGGCUGCUCUGGGGGGGAAGCUGGUGAACACCUGGAGUCAGGAGUGCACUCACCUGACCAUGCCGACAGUGAAGGUCACAGUUAAGACCAUUUCAGCGCUGCUGUGUUGUCGCCCCAUCGUGAAGCCGGAGUUCUUCUCAGAGCUCAGCAACGCCGUUCGGCGGACACUACCCCUUCCUAAAGCAGAGAGAUUCAUCCCUGAAAUCGAUGAGCCCAGCUUGACCAACGAGGACGUUAACCUCAGCGUGAUCCCAGGUCGCCAGCAGCUUUUUUCUGGGAAAACCUUCCUCUUCCUCACGGCCAAACAGCUGAAGCGUCUGAGUGCUGCGGUGAGUUUUGGAGGUGGAAGGAGCCGUCUGCUGGAUGAGGGCUCCUUACCCCUCGACCUUCUGGAGUCUCCACACAGCUGUGUGGUCGACGUGGCACCAGGCAGCUCCCAAACGCUGCUCCCUCCCUCCUCUGCAGCGUGGGCGUGCUCCAUGAGAAGCAUCCUUCGGAGAAAAGGCCUUCGAGUCAUCACAGAGUCUGAAAUAGGUUUGGCUGCCAUCUACGCGUCCUGUGACAAGUACUGUAACCCGUCCUGGCUAAUUAUGGAUUCAGACUCUGCCCCAAAAGUAAAACCCAGGAUCCCAAGCGCCUCGCUUUCACAGAGCAUAGCUGUGGAUGAAACCGUGUUACCUGCAGCGUCUCAGAACAUCACAGCGUACGCCGUCAACACGGAGACAUCGCAGAGGGUGCAGGUUUCUGAGGCGGCUGCACUGGUAACGGUUGGAGAAACUCCUGAGAGGAAGCAGAACACGCUCUCUGGGUCUAAACCUAAAGCUCAGAUGGGAAGCACUUCGUCCGUGGUGGCUGACACGGUGAGCUCAUCGUUCAGCGCUGGAGACGUCCGAGACUCACAGAGGAAGAAACCCGCCGCCGUAGCACCAGGCCAAGGCGCCUCUGAUGUGAGACUCCAACCUUCUGCUUCAAAGACCAACAGAGGCACCGGGACGGCUCUUUCCAAACAGUCUCCAAAGAAAUUAGGACCGUCUCCACAAACAUCUCCGCAGAAACAGUUGACUCUGACCGGUUUCUUUCAGCCGUUCAAAAAGAAAAGGCCUCUGGAGGACGACCUCUCUGCAGCGACGCCCGGGCCCAAGCGACCCGCUCCAGAGUCAUCCGUCACUGAGAAGAACUCCGCCACGGUUUCUGAAGAGAUGCCCUCGCUCGCCCUCGGUAGCCCUCCUGCUGUGCCCGAGACUCUUCUGGAGUCGCACGCUGAUUUGUUUGUCAGGCGAUCCGAACCGCAGAGUCGCAAAAGGAAGGAGAUGGGAGGAGCUAUACAGAUAGAAGAACUGGAGUCCAUCAUGUCCGAGGACAUGGACGACUUCGACGACGUUCUCCCUGCUAGCCCGGUUCAGCAGGAGCAGCCGGCGCCGCAGAGGUCGGGCAAACAGAAGAAAAGCUGCGAUUUAGCCGAGUCUUCAAGUAAGAAGCAGCGGGUCAGCGUAGAUGAGCGCCGACCGAGCAGACCGAGGCCACGGGUGGACCUGAAGAAGGAGUCAGGCUUCCUACAGAACCAGGGAGAACGAGCCGAGCUGCACAUUGACUCGGUUAAAACGGAACCGCUAACGUCUGCUGCCUGCUCCAAUCCAAACGCAGAGCCGUCAGAAGAGGAAGAUGCGUCUUUUAUAGAGGAUGUAGAGCUGCUCCGAGUGGAUCUUUCUCAGCUGGAAGAUGAAAGUAAACCACCUAUAAAACCUGUCAAAAUCAAGCAGGAGGCUGAGGAAUCAAAGAUGGAUGAAGGCCUUCCUAAGAAGCUGGUGCUGGUGGAGUUCAGAUCGCUCACACUGACGCCUCCAACUACGUCCAAACCAAAACGCUCCCAGGAGAACGGGCAUGUCAGGAACUUCAAACGUUUCCACAAGAACCACGUUCCAGGUCUAGAUGGUUUCCCACACAUCAUUGGAGGCUCUGAUCUGCUGGUUCACAACAGAGGCAAAAACUCUGAUCUGGACGAGUGGCUGAAAGAUGCAGCAGAGGAGGAGCGUCAGAACAAGCAGGACGAGACUGCCGGAGAUGAUCUGUUCAGGUACAACCCCACCAAGCUCGCCAAGAGAAGAUGAAGUCAUCCCCAGAUGGAUUUGUGGAUGUGAUGAUGCUCUUCUUUAACUCACUGACAGCAAUGUAACAAAUGAGCUUAAGUUAAGCAGAUUUUGUCAAAGUUUUUUUUAUUUGUUGUUAAUAAAAAUAUUCCAUAGAAAAGAUUAAAACCUAGAGAUUGUUUCACCCGCCUGCAUGCUGAAAGCAGCUCUGGAAACCCACGUUGGUCCCUGCUUCCAGGGAAACUGGCUCAAGUGGGUUAUGUUCCUUUUAUUUUAAAGCAAUCUCAAUCCUUCAGGCACUUUUCUAUUUCUGAAACAGAAGUGCAGUCAUCAAACCACACGUCUGUUGGUCGUUCUGUGCAGACGCUGAAGCUCGGUUCUUCAAAUUCAAGUUAAGAUUAAACUCAUCAGUUUAACUUGUGCAAGAAGAAACCUUUCGGAUCGUCUGUAGAGUUAGCAAACUGGCUUUCAACAUUUCAAAAUGCAGAGAAACGAUUGAGCAGCUAGCCUAAAUCUGCACCAGUCUGUGUUCACGUAUAAUAAAAAAUGCCAUUAAAGCAGAA
Nothobranchius furzeri (turquoise killifish) is the source of this 3129-nucleotide messenger RNA. RefSeq names its product nibrin (gene nbn). Gene Ontology annotation, biological process: telomere maintenance; double-strand break repair via homologous recombination; mitotic G2 DNA damage checkpoint signaling. The record is from RefSeq and is a predicted model, not a curated record. Gene Ontology annotation, cellular component: nucleus; Mre11 complex. Lineage: Eukaryota; Metazoa; Chordata; Actinopteri; Cyprinodontiformes; Nothobranchiidae. Gene Ontology annotation, molecular function: protein binding; damaged DNA binding.